UGAAUGGCAUUUGAAACUGAUGAGAAAUGAGUAACUGAUUGCCAUAACUCCUCUUUGCCCUGAGGUGGUAUUGGGGUGGGGGCUGAUACUUGUGCCUGAAGUAAGCUGUGCCUGCAGGUCAAGUUGUGUACUUCAAAGGGCCUAUUAACAUACUGUCACCCUUUAAAGCAGAUGCAUUCCUUUAAAAUGGCAUUUUGCUUGAACAUGUGAAAGUUAGGAUGAGGCCAGCUACACACUAAGCAUUUAAAAGGGCAGAUUUUAAUUUAAUGAGGCAGGUACUACAAAAAAAGGCAAUUUUGAUGAGCUGACAUUAAAUGCUAAAACAAACACAGAAAAUGCCGGAAAAUUUGAGCAGUUCUGGCAACAUUUUUGGAGAGAGAAAUAGAGUUAACGUUUCUUCACCUCAUGAACAGAUAUGGCUGCACUAUUACUCAGGCUAAAGGGUGUGACUGCCUCCUGGAUCAGUGUGUUGCAACUCUUCCCUCUUCCUGAUGACCCACAAAGUCUACACCUCAAGCUCCAGCUCAACAAUUCUGAGCUGACAUUCUCCUGCAGGCAUUCCAAUACAGAGAAAAAAAUGAACAUGUCAGCAAUGAGUAACACAGUAUUCUCAACAGGAUCAUUCACAACCAGCAAUUCAACAUCCAAUGGCUCAUCCUCUUGUGAUCCACUUGGAUCCACCUAUAAUGCAGCUUUAAUAGCAAUUUACACCCUUGUGCUCGUGGGAGGUUCUACUGGUGCCAUCAUCAUGACGUGGAAAAUAAAAACCGACAGCAAAUCUGUGACAUCCACUGCCAUGGUCAAUCUGAUAUUGAUGCACACAUUCUUUCUCCUAACUGUGCCUUUCCGCAUCUCUUAUUACGUUCUUGCUGAAUGGAAGUUUGGUGAAAUGCUUUGUAGGCUGAAAUUCAUUGUAGGUACAACUGCAUAACAAAAAAAGAGAAUUACAUCAGUAAUAUUACAACAAAUGUCACGAUAGAGCAGUGCCAACAUUCAAAGCUAAACAGAAUAAAGGGAUUUGAAAGAAAAGAGUCUCUGAUUUUUAUGUUCCUUCCCUGGCAUAGACAUUAACAUGGGUGCAUAGUAUAGCCAUGUUUUCCAUACACGUACUAUACCAGGCAUCAAUGGUGAAUUGGAGAGAAUGGCAAUAAAACAAAAUAUGGAGUUUUGGAAGCUCUUUGAUCCAGGUUGUCACAGUCUGUUAGCACAUAUUUGGCCACCCUUAAAAUCCUGCUAUGUCAAAGAGUCAUAGAAAUGUAUAGCAUGGAAACAGACCCUUCGGUCCAACUUGUCCAGAUAUCCCAAC
Molecule: messenger RNA, 1306 nt
Organism: Chiloscyllium plagiosum (whitespotted bambooshark)
Lineage: Eukaryota; Metazoa; Chordata; Chondrichthyes; Orectolobiformes; Hemiscylliidae
Source: RefSeq, a predicted model, not a curated record